Molecule: messenger RNA, 3088 nt
Organism: Puntigrus tetrazona (Sumatra barb)
Lineage: Eukaryota; Metazoa; Chordata; Actinopteri; Cypriniformes; Cyprinidae
Product: leucine-rich repeat-containing protein 10B
Exons: 2
Coding region: 751-2007 (418 amino acids)
Molecular function (GO): protein binding
Source: RefSeq, a predicted model, not a curated record
UUUAUUAUCAUUUAACAAAUAGCCUACGUUUUCCCGUUGCAUAACGUGAACUUGGAAUAGAGGAAUUUGACCGCGUCUCUCUCGCUCCCCUCGAACCACGUGACAGUCGUGUGUAGCUCUCGUGUCCCUGUUUCGGUUGCUAGGGGAGAGAGACGGUCCAUGGCAACGCUUUACGCAAACUCCACACUCGAGAGGAAGAGAGGGAGAGAAACGCGAGACAGCAGUGAACGCGCACGGUUGGAAAGAAACACAGACCUCGAGUCGAGCGCUUCUGGAAACUUUAAACCGACGUCUCGGAGGAUUUUCGUCUGCUUUAGGACCACGCGCACGGAGUUUCAGUUCGGUUCACAUUGCCGCCGGCCAGGUCAAAGCGAGACCGGGAUCCACAGACCGGGCAACCGGACAAGAGCUGUGUGUGUCGGCAGAGAGACGCUCAGCACCAGGGUUCACACAAACAGACCGAAACGCUUAGUUUGUGACUGUAAUACGCUCGGAAUAUGGCUCCUUGCUGGUAUCACUGCCGUGUUUGCUGACGUUGGACCUCGUUGUACUCGGACUAAGGGGAAGCCGCCUGUAGUCAGAGCACCAUGUGUCGCUGUGCUGGCUCUGUCACUGCCGGGUCAAUCCUACUGAGUGAAACUGACACGGGGAGGGGGGGCCAGCCCCACAGACCGCCUCACCCUCUUACCCCGUCCUGAAACACACUCUCACGACACACACAGACAAGAGCCGGGCUAGCCGGCCGAGGGUAUGGGCAACUCGUCCCGAAAAGAGGCCCAGGACGAAGGAGGAGAGGAAAAGGAGAAGAAGGUUAAAGAGAAGGGAGAUGAAGGCGAGGAGGAGGAGGAGGUGGCUGAGAAAGAAGAAGAAGAAGAAGAAGAGGAGGUCGUGGAGGACGAGGAGCUGCCGCUCGGGGUUGACGAGCUCUUGGCGAGCGGAGAUCCGGUGUUGGAUCUCAGCUACUACAAGUUCCGUCGCCUUCCACGUCAGGUCCUGGAUCUGGAGUACCUGGAGAAGCUCUACGUCUGUGCGAACCGUCUCCGCGACGUUCCUAAGGGUAUCACGCGGCUGCAGGGAUUGCGUACCCUGGCGCUCGACUUCAAUAAGCUUGACGACGUUCCUCUCUCGGUGUGCCAGUUAACUAAUCUCACGUGUCUUUACCUGGGAAGCAACCGGCUGAUGAGUCUCCCACCGGAAGUGAGGAACCUGCAGAAUUUGCGUUGCCUCUGGGUGGAGAGCAACUACUUCCAGCGAUUCCCCAAGCAGUUGUACGACCUUCCCAAUUUGCGCUCGCUGCAGAUCGGAGACAACCGCCUGCGCACCCUUCCCUCGGACUUAUGGCGCAUGGAGUCCCUGAGAGGACUCUGGCUGUACGGGAACCGCUUUCAGGAGUUUCCACGAGUGCUCCUCAAGAUGGAGCAGCUGGAGAUUCUGGACAUGGACCGUAAUCGGAUAUCGGAGUUCCCAAACUUGCAUCAUCUUCCAGCGCUCCGACUGUUCUCCUACGACCACAACCCCGUAAAGGAGCCGCCGCGCGUAGGGGAGGAGGUGCUUAUUGUCGGAGAGGGGGCUGAGGAGGUGUUGCAGGCUAGAGAGAGAAGGAGAGAGGCAAAAGAACGAGCAGAGAAGGAAGCGGAGGAGGCGGCGGCCGCGGCGGCUGCGGCAGCUAGUCCGGUCAUUCACGGGAUACUUAAGAAACUCCGGAUGAGCUCCGCCCUUAACCUGGCAGCUUCUAAGGAGAAGGAAACAAAUGAGUCGGUUCCAUCAACAACCCCAACUGGGGAUGAGAAUGGACCACAAAAUAAUGAUGAAGGGGCGGAGUCUGAGAGACAAGGUGUGGCGUUUGAGGAGGCGGGGCUUGGUUAUGAUGACGGCGGUCUGGAGUAUGAAAGGGAGGAGCUAAUCUGCGAGGGGGAGGCGUAUGAAGGCUACGGGGGGGCGGAGCUAGAGUAUGAGAGAGCGGAAAUGGACUAUGAAUAUGAAGGGGAGGGGCAAGAACAACCUUGAGACUUGCACCUGUUAGCCUACUUAUUAUAUCUGAAGUGUGUAAUUUCUGCAAACAGAAUUACAGUUUGUUUUAGCAGCCAACAGUCAUUAUUUUUGCGAUUUUUGAUGCAGUAUGCAUCUGAGGUGUUACAUCAAGGGUUGCAGGUUCAAUCCCAAGGGUGAACUGGAGAGUAACAUUGAAUUAUUGGAGCCUAGAAAAUGGCACUUAAGUAUCCACAGGAAACAUUAUGGGGCUUUGAACGCGACUGCAAGUCGCUCUAAUAAAAAGGAUCUGCUAACAUUAACAUUAAUUUAUGUCUGAUUGGUUGGAAAGUUGAAUGAAAGGUCAAGUAAAAAAUAUAGUUUACCCAUGUUGACAAAUCUAAUAUUAUUUGUUUAUUCUCAUUAUGUUCAAUACUGUGUGAAACACAAAAUAAGAUAUUUUAAUGAACUGUUUUUCCCCCCAUACAAUGAAAGUCAACGGGGCCCAGAACUACUUUGGUCUGCACCGAUUUUCAUUGUAUACACAAAAUACACAAACAUUUUAAAGAAUGUUUUCAUUUACAUUCUGUCUAAAGGAUUACAGGUUUGGAGUUACUUGAGGGCGAUUAAAUGAUGGCACAAAUGAUUAACACAACUUCUAAAAUACAGCUUAAGCUGUAAAAUAGCAUCACUCAAAAACCCUAUGAAGUAACUUUUACAAACGCGCAAAGGUUUUUCACUCAAGUAUAAGUGAGUGUUGCUAUUGUUAGAAGGUAUUUAUUGUUGGCCAACCAUUACAGAAAUCCUCAAACACAGGACUCACUUCAGCACAGGGUUUAAUGAUUUUAAAACGACAACAACAAAAAAAAAAUCAACUGUGAAGACCUGUGAAACUGCACAACUUUUUCAUGCAUCAAAACUACAUUACUGUGUGCUGUGUAUUUCUAAUUAAGAGCAGGGCUCAGAUAUUUUUGUUUUUUUUUGUGAGUUUGUGUAAGUGUGUCUGGAACUCUACCCUGACACGAGUGUACUGUUUAUAAGAAACUUGAUGCUGCUAUUGCAGCGAUGUUGUUGGUGAAACCAAAUAUUCUCUUAUUAAAUAACCAAUGAGUUUGCCAAA